GCUGCCGGGGCUCGGGGACAGCGGCAUGGAGUCCGUGGCCCUGUACAGCUUCCAGGCCACAGAGAGCGACGAGCUGGCCUUCAACAAGGGGGACACACUCAAGAUUUUGAACAUGGAAGACGACCAGAACUGGUACAAGGCCGAGCUCCGGGGUGCAGAGGGGUUCGUCCCCAAGAACUACAUCCGCGUCAAGCCCCACCCGUGGUACUCGGGCAGGAUUUCCCGGCAGCUGGCAGAAGAAGUUCUGAUGAAGCGGAACCACCCGGGAGCCUUCCUGAUCCGGGAGAGCGAGAGCUCCCCAGGGGAGUUCUCUGUCUCUGUGAACCGCCCCGGGCCUGCUUUGUCCAGGCCCAGUUUGACUUCUCAGCCCAGGACCCCUCCCAGCUCAGCUUCCGCCACGGUGACAUCAUCGAGGUCCUGGAGCGCCUUGACCCCUGCUGGUGGCGAGGCCGUCUCUGCGGGCGUGUCGGCUUCUUCCCGCGGAGCUACGUCCAGCCGGUGCACCUGUGACCCAAGUGGGCCCGGGGGCAGAGCCAGUGGACCGGCCAUCCACCGGGCACUGCGGUCCAGAGAGAGGACACGGGCACCCCCAGCCCAGGGCCUUGGACUGGAACGUGGGCCUCCUGACUGUCCGGCCGGCCUCCUGUGCUUCGUGUCAACUGGGACGGGCCCAGCGCCCCGGAAAGACCGCUUCGUUCAGGGCCCGUGGGCUAGGGGAGCUCCGGGGCCUCCGCCGGCCUCUUCCCAUUGGCCAUCAGCUGUGUGACGUCACAGGGUGGCCGGCAGGGCCCGCCCACUCGAAACCCAAUGUCACCACCCCCAGGGAGGGCUGAGGACUCCUGGGUUCCACCCGCUGGGAGCUCAGGCCAAGGAGCCACGCGCUGGCUGGGUGACCACCCGCUGGGCCUGCCCUCCUCUCCAUCCAAAAGCCCCAAAGGCUGGCUACUGGGGAGGUGGCCAGGGCCCCGCACACCUGUGCCUGGACUUGCUGGACAGACUCGGAGACUUUGGGCUCCACCUGGGAUCCAACGCCCCUGCCCACCACAGACACUUCGGGGGAGGCUGGAGGCCCUGAGGGAGGGCGGGCAAGGGUGAAAGGAACGGAGGCUGCUGCUCUUCCGCUGGCCCCGCGGGACGGACAAGCUCUGAGGGGCCAGGCCUGGACAUGGCCACCUGGGAGACACAGCUGCACCUGCUCGUACUUGUUCAGGCCCAGGUUCCGCCCAGACCAGGGCCUCGGGAAGCCUGGGGGACCACAGGCCAGGUGGGGAGUUGCAGCCAGAGCUGGGCUCUGAGGGCCAGCGGCAUCCAGAACGGGGCAGGCAGCCUCGGUGGAGCCCCAGCUUGAGAAAAGGCAGGGUGUCCACGGGGAAGGGGCCGUCAGCGCGGUCCUAAGCAGGGGAGCCUGGGGCCCUUGGGGCGCAGGCAGACCGAGGGGGCUCGGCAAGGGCUCUGAAUGCCAGGCCGGUGGUGGAGGGGCGGAGAGCAGGGAGAGGGGAGCAGGUGAGAUGGGGCAGGAGCCAAGGGAGGGGUGGAGAGGGGCCCCCUCUGCCCAGCGCCGGCC
Physeter macrocephalus (sperm whale) is the source of this 1564-nucleotide messenger RNA. RefSeq names its product GRB2-related adapter protein. The coding region runs from base 26 to 766 and encodes 246 amino acids. Gene Ontology annotation, biological process: regulation of MAPK cascade; signal transduction. The record is from RefSeq and is a predicted model, not a curated record. NCBI's taxonomy places the organism in Eukaryota, Metazoa, Chordata, Mammalia, Artiodactyla, Physeteridae. The transcript has 4 exons. Gene Ontology annotation, molecular function: epidermal growth factor receptor binding; phosphotyrosine residue binding. Gene Ontology annotation, cellular component: plasma membrane; COP9 signalosome; cytoplasm.